Molecule: messenger RNA, 1718 nt
Organism: Emericellopsis atlantica
Lineage: Eukaryota; Fungi; Ascomycota; Sordariomycetes; Hypocreales; Bionectriaceae
Exons: 1
Coding region: 304-1635 (443 amino acids)
Biological process (GO): Mo-molybdopterin cofactor biosynthetic process
Molecular function (GO): 4 iron, 4 sulfur cluster binding; cyclic pyranopterin monophosphate synthase activity; GTP 3',8'-cyclase activity
Source: RefSeq, a predicted model, not a curated record
CCGCUUCAUACAUGUCCGCGGAUUCAUAACUCAACUUACACAUCACUCUGACUCAAUUUCCAUCCAUCUCCUGCCCACGUAUCAUUCCCAUUACUAUCAGCUCGGCAAUACUGGUUGGCCCUUUCUUUUGUUGCAUGUAUUCCGGAGCACAAUGCGCAUUUCAAACCCUUUCGCUUAGGUCCGGCCCGGCCGUACGUGCACACGACAGCGGAACAUACCGUUGAUCAGGGUCCUCCCUCCUGGCGUAAGCCAGCCAAGCGCCUGAAACUCCCAACGCAUUACAUAUUACUGUCCUUCGACAGCAUGAGGGCAUCACAGAGGACGAGUCCCUUCCUGGCUCUUCGACAUGGCAUCUCGAGCUCGCUGCUACCAAGUCGCCACUGGGAUGCAGCCCCGCGACUGACUUCCAGCCGAGCUGUCAGCUCCUCGGCUGCGCCAGUCACCAGCAACAUCGAUGGGAACAUCGCGCCCGCGCCAGAACCAACUCCAACUCGCUCCAGUCGGCUCAAGGAGGCCAAGCCCUUUUCCGACUUCCUGACGGACACGUUCCACCGUCAGCACGACUACCUCAGGAUCUCCGUCACGGAGCGCUGUAAUCUACGAUGCGUCUACUGCAUGCCCGAAGAGGGCGUGCCCCUCUCGCCCAACGAGCACUUGUUGACGACACCUGAGAUCGUCAUGCUCUCGUCCGUCUUUGUGCACCAAGGCGUCACCAAGAUUCGGUUGACGGGGGGCGAGCCUACCGUGCGGCGGGACAUUGUGCCCCUGAUGCAACAGCUCGGCACCUUGAGACCCCACGGCCUGAAUGAAAUCUGCCUGACCACGAACGGAAUAUCACUCCAUCGGAAGCUGGACAGCAUGGUCGAGGCGGGCUUGACGGGCGUCAACCUCAGCCUGGAUACCCUCGACCCCUUUCAGUUCCAAAUCAUGACCCGCCGCAAAGGGUUCGCGGCGGUGCAGAAGAGCAUUGACCGCAUCCUGGAGAUGAAUCGACUGGGGGCCGGGAUCAAGCUCAAGAUCAACUGCGUCGUCAUGCGGGGCGUGAACGACCGGGAGAUCCUGCCCUUUGUCGAGAUGACGCGCGAAAAGGAUGUCGAGGUUCGCUUCAUCGAGUACAUGCCCUUUGACGGGAACAAGUGGAGCAAGAAGAAGAUGUACAGCUACGGCGAGAUGCUGGAUCUGAUCCGAGAGCACCACCCGGGCCUGGACAAGGUACGCGACCACAAGAACGACACGAGCAAGACCUGGCAGGUCCCGGGCCACGUCGGUCGCCUGGGCUUCAUCACGAGCAUGACGCACAACUUCUGCGGCACCUGCAACCGCCUCCGCAUCACCAGCGACGGGAACCUCAAGGUCUGCCUGUUUGGGAACGCAGAGGUAUCGCUGCGCGACAUUCUACGGCAAGCCAACGGCGGCAGUCCCAUUGACGAGCAAGCGUACGAAGCCAUGAAGCAGAUUGAGAUGGACAGGCGGCAGAAUUUGGUACCGCAGGAGCAAGCCUUGGGGAUCGCACCGGCGGAGGCUGAGCUGCUGCACGUCAUUGGCAUGGCUGUCAAGCGGAAGAAAGCCAAGCAUGCUGGCAUGGGCGAGCUGGAGCAUAUGAAAAAUAGGCCCAUGAUAUUGAUCGGUGGGUGAGCGUUUUCAUACAUACGCAUAUAUUUCACCAUCAUUAUAUCCCCUAGUACAAUACGUCAAUAAAUAAGUAUGUAAAUGCGUAC